AUGAACGUCCUGCGCUUCUCAUUGCGCCAGGCUGCUCGCGAGUGGCAAGCAGGUGAGCUACGCACGCUGGCCAUGGCUUUACUCAUCGCCGCUGCCACCCUGACAGCAGUUGGCGCCUUCACCCAGCGCGUGCAACGAGGGUUGGAGGCAUCGGCCACCGAAUUACUUGGCGCCGACCUCGUCGUUCGGUCGAGGCAGAUGAGCGCCCAGAACUGGGCGGAGGAAGCAGGCCGUCGCGGCUUGAGAACUGGCGACGUCGUCGAGUUUCCCAGUGUCGUUUUCGCUGGCGACGAAUCGAUGCUAGUGCAGGUCAAGGCGGUAUCUGAAACCUACCCGCUACGCGGCUCAAUGGAAAUCGCCGAUCAACCCUUUGCACUGCCCUACUCGACCGCCGAUGUCCCUGCUGCUGGGGAGACCUGGGUCGAUGCCCGAGUCAUCAACGAACUUGGAAGUGCCAUUGGCCAGCAGCUGGAGUUGGGCGAGCUCAUGCUCAAAGCCGCCAAGGUUGUCGCGCUUGAACCGGACCGCAGUAGUGGAACCUUCGAUCUGGCGCCCCGAGUGAUGAUCAACCUGGCCGAUCUGGCCAGCUCUGGAUUAGUAGCUGAGGGCAGUCGUGUCCGCUAUCGGUUCUUGAUUGCCGGUGAAGCGGCGGCGGUACGAGAGUUUAGACAGUGGUUGGAACCGCGCCUGCAGUCGGGCCAGUACUUUCAAUCAUUGCGUGAUAGCCAGCAGCAGCUUUCCUCCGCCCUAGACCGAGCCAGUCGCUUCCUCAGCUUGGCAGCACUUACCGCAAUCAUUCUGGCCGGUGUUGCCAUUGUGAUCGCGGUGAGUCAGUUCGCCAGGCGACACUUCGAUACAGUGGCCAUUCUUCGCUGUUUAGGGGAAAAGCAGUGGUCAGUGUUCGCCGCGAUGGCGCUACAGUUGCUUUGGGUCGCGCUGCCGUCGCUGGCCAUCGGUGCUGCGCUGGGCUACCUAGGUCAGACGUUGCUGGUGUGGGCAAUGGGCGACCUGCUUCCGACUGAUUUACCCCACCCGGACCUGCUGCCCGGCAUCACCGCCAUGGGCAUCGGGCUAGUGGUGUUGCUAGGGUACGGCCUACCGCCGCUGCUAAGAUUGCGGCAGGUUCCGCCAAUUCGCGUCCUGAACCGCUUACUGGGCGAACCCGGCAGCGGUGUUGUCGGCGCUUAUCUUGGCGCGGGGGCGUUUUCAGUCGCGCUGAUUGUCUGGCAAGCCAACGAUUUGAAGCUAGGUUUGGCCAUGGUCGUAGGUUUGCUUGCGACCGCCGCAGCGCUGGUCGGUGCCGGUGCACUACUAGCUCGCGUAUUGCGCCGUUUUGCCCGUGGGCGGGCGAGCUGGCGACUAGGUCUGGCCUCGGCAGCCCAUGGCGGCACGGCUCAACUCCAGCUGGCAGGGCUGGGACUUGGCUUGCUGGCGAUCCUGCUCUUGAGCGUAGUGCAGCGUGAUCUGCUACAGGGUUGGCAGACCUCCCUUCCCCCUGACACACCCAAUUUCUUUCUCAUCAACAUCCAGCCCGAGCAGGUCGACAGCACCGCACAGUACUUUGCCGAACAAGGUAUCGUUUCUGCUGGUGUAUUCCCGAUGGCGGUGGCCCGGCUGGCUGCGAUCAAUGGCCGCCCACCGCAGCUGACAGACUUUGACAGCCCUCGUGCCGAAUCAAGAAUCAGAGGCAACGUCAAUGUUUCAUGGAGCCAGGCCUUGCCGCCGGCCAAUCGCUUGCUCGAGGGUCGUUGGUGGAGCGGCGAAGGCGCAGAGAUUUCUCUGGCCGAAUCCUGGGCUCAAUCAAUGAAUCUAGCCGUCGGCGAUCGGAUGACGUUUGUGGUGGGCAGUGACGAAAUUGAAGCACCCGUUUCAAACAUUCGUGAAGUCGAUUGGGACUCGAUGCAACCCAACUUUUUUAUCCUGCUGUCACCAAAAUCGGUGAACGGAGUCGCGCGUACCUACAUCAGCAGCUUGUACUUGCCCGAUCAGAAAGCCACCGCUAUCACCGGGCUGAUCAAACAGCACCCUAACAUCUCGGUAAUUGACAUUAGCGCCAUUCUUAAACGCAUCCAGACUAUCGUCAGCCGGGUUAGCCAAACCGUCCAGCUGGUAUUUGCCUUAACCCUGCUGGCCGGACUGCUGGUACUGGUGGCGGGGUUACAGAGCUCACUGGAUGAGCGCCGCUAUGCCGCCGCUGUAAUGCGCACACUAGGGGGUUCACGGGCGCAAUUGACCAGAGCAACACUAGUCGAGUUCAUGAUGCUGGGGCUGACCGCCGGGUUGGUCGCGUCACUGGCUGCGUUGGGCAUCGGCUGGGUUAUUGCCGAACGGGUUUUCCAGAUGCCUUACCAACCAUCGCUGGGCUUGUUGCUGGCUGGCGCACUGAGUGGUACGGCGCUAAUAACAGCCAUCGGGGUUUACGGUAGUCGUUCAGUAUUGCAGACACCGCCGAUGCUGGUCCUGAGAAAGUCCUAA
Nerophis lumbriciformis (worm pipefish) is the source of this 2475-nucleotide messenger RNA. The record is from RefSeq and is a predicted model, not a curated record. Lineage: Eukaryota; Metazoa; Chordata; Actinopteri; Syngnathiformes; Syngnathidae.